Molecule: messenger RNA, 3272 nt
Organism: Sinocyclocheilus anshuiensis
Lineage: Eukaryota; Metazoa; Chordata; Actinopteri; Cypriniformes; Cyprinidae
Product: KN motif and ankyrin repeat domain-containing protein 4-like
Exons: 11
Coding region: 164-2914 (916 amino acids)
Biological process (GO): negative regulation of actin filament polymerization
Cellular component (GO): cytoplasm; cytoskeleton
Molecular function (GO): protein binding
Source: RefSeq, a predicted model, not a curated record
UGUCUUUUGUCUGCCUUUCCCUCUGAAGCCUCUCAGAAGAAGGAGAAAAGUGAAGAGAUGAACAAGCUAAACUCCAGCACAGAGAGGACACAAUGCCAGACAUGUGAUGUUUAAGGUGGUAGGAGACACAAACUAAAAACCACAUGAAGCUGAAAACAGACUUAUGUUAAGAACAAUGGAUACCCAAAAAGAGAACGGCAUCUCUCCAAAAGAGAAGGGGAGCCAAAGAAGACCACCCUCCUAUUCUGUAGAGACACCCUAUGGAUUCCAUCUGGACCUGGACUUUCUCAAGUAUGUCGAUGACAUUGAGAAAGGCAACACUAUUAGGAGGGUGCCAAUGCAGAGAAGGCAAAGAGGACGAAAUAAUGGCAUCCUGUCACGUAACUUAAGCCUUCCAGGUUAUGGAUGCAGAGCUACAGAGUGGAACUCAGUAAGCACUUUAUGGCCCAAAACCAAACUGGGAGACUCUCAACAACAUUUCGAGUUUCGAUCUAGUGACAGUGUGCCUGCUGGCUACGCCAGGAGGAGAGAACCCAUCUAUAAGUCCUUCACAUCUGCAGAGAUGGAGGCUUUUGAUGAGCAGCCCUUAGGACGUUACGUCAGGCCAAAUCUCUUGAGAGCCUCCAGUUUACCCUUGACCGUUUUAUUGAGAAAACACUCUGAGUCAACCGAGGAUCCAACCAGCCCCAGCAGCCCCAAGGAAUAUCUAAUGCAGGAAAACGGCUCUUCUGAAGAUGUAUUCCAUGCCUCCAACAGCAGGAUAGGUAGAGCAAACGGGACGCUCCAGCGGCUCACUGCAGCUCUUGAACGAGUUGGGGAAUUGCAAGAGGAGAUCAGAGUCGUUCCUGAGCUCAAGGCGCAGAUAUGUAUUUUGCAGGAGGAGCGAGAGAGACUUUUACUCCAAUUACAUUCUCAAAACAAAACCACCGGGCCACUGGAUGUACCUACUGCUCCUCUAUACAUUAAGAACUGGGACACUCCUUCUUCUACCAGAAAAAAUCAAGACAAAGCAAGUCAUGACUGGAUGAACCGAGAAUAUGACCGGCUAGAGGAAAAUGUCAAGGCUUCUUCUGAACAAGUUGAAGCAGUUGCAAUGACUUUAACUACUGAAAGAAUUCUUCCAGAGAUUGAAAGAUGUAAGACGGUCUCACGAGAAAGAGAUCUUUUGGAAAAUGGAGACAAAACUAAGUCUCUCACUGAAACUCUCCAGAGAAAAUUUGUUUUGCUGGAACAGACACUUCAUGUACUGGAGGUAGAGCUGGACAGGACAAGAGCUUUGCUGAAGCAGCAAGUAAAGGAGAGUCUUCUCAAGGAUGAGAAGAUCAAGCAGUUGACCAUACAGCUUGAAAUGGGGCACACACUGGCCAAGGUGAUUUCAUCUGAGAGCUCCUUAGUAAGUACACAAAGUCUUGAACCUGUGGUAGAACUGCAGGAAACACUGAUAAGUGGGAAAGAGAUGCCAACAGAGGAGGCAACUGCCCCUCAUGUUCUGGAUCAACCUCCAGUAUCAAAUGCAGACAUGGAGCACCAUGUGAAAAGAUUACAAGAGCUCCUUCAGGAGCAAUGGGAAUGCCUUUGUGAACACGACUCAUCAGGGAAAAUGUCUUCAGACCUCUUGUCUCCACGUGUCUGCACUAUUCAAGAGCAGUUAACAACUUUAGUCACCCUUCUUACCCUCUAUGUGUUUCCUACUGGUGAUGCUUCACAACCAGACUAUAAAAUGAUGGAAAUUCUUCUUGACGUAGGAGAGAACCCCAAGACAGAACAUUUGAAGACAAUCAGCAUAAGAGACAGUGGGAGCGUGGAGACAGAGGGAAUAAGUACUGCUAUCAAACUACAAGAGCAUGCAGAAGUGGAUGUUGGCCUCAAGAAGAAUACAACUAAAGAAGAAGGCAAACUAUGGACCACAUGGACAACAGAUUCCAGCAUACAAACAUGCAAAAGUAAAAAUGCAGAAUUCAAUCCAAAAGAAGAUGCCAUAGAUGUAGAGACCACACAACAAGAAAAUAUGCACAAGCAAACAAGUCAGGCAAGAGCUCUAGAGGAUCAGACAGAGGAAGAGGGGAAGGAUUGCAUUUCUUUGAGCGUGGACUUGGAUCAGAAAUCUCUGGCAAUGAAGGAAAACAGGGAAGCUGUUGAUAAAGAUUUCAUAGAGGCAUGCUAUUUCCUGAGAGACCACAUGGAUAAAGUGUCAGAACCUGAUAAUGAACUGAGCCAGGCUCUCACUGUGGUGUUCCAGCAGUGGUUUCACAUCUCUGCUGAGGAGGGAGCAUGUGCCGACAUUGUUGCUUUGUAUCUCAAUGAGGUUAACUCACAAACACCUACAGUCCUUCAGUUCCUGGUCAACAUGGCGGAUGAUAAUGGGAACACAGCCUUGCAUUAUAGUGUGUCUCACUGUAACUUCAGCAUCGUUAAGCUACUUUUAGACACAGGUGUAUGUGAAGUGGACCUGAGAAACAAGUCUGGCUACACCACUAUCAUGCUGGCCUCCUUGACAGCUGUAGAAUCACCAGGAGACAUGAAAGUGGUCCAGCAGCUGAUGGAGCUUGGUGACGUUACCGCCUGUGUUGGGCAGGUGGGACAAACGGCUCUUCACUUGGCAGUAAGACAUGGAUGUGUCCCAAUGGUGCGUCUCCUGCUAGAACAGGGAGCGGAUCCUAAUGUCCAGGAUCGUGCAGGAACCACUCCACUGAUCAGCGCCUGUGAUCGGGGACACAUCAACAUUGUGCGAAUUUUGUUACAGGAAACGAACUGCGACGUCAAUUUAAAAGACAAGGGUGGUCGCAGUGCGUUAUCUCUGGCGACAAAGGCCUCUCACACAGAGAUAGCAGACCUCCUGAAAGCCCGCACAGAAACCAAGAGCUCAGACAAAUGCAAGAAGACAAACAACAACAGGAAAGUGAAUGUACUGUAAGUAGGUGGCACGGCAAACCCGUUCAGCAUGCAACAACUCCAAUAACAGAAACAGAUGUGUGAAACUGUGACAUUUCAUAAAUUACCACUGGUUUACGCCUAGCGAAACGCAGCUCGGUGUGAACCACAAGAGACCCCGUGGUGCAACGUUCUCGCGCUGACCCUCGUAACAUCUAUUCCAACUUGGUGUGAUUGCACUAGGGUUUGCUCCACUAACAGGGUACUCUGCCAAUUUCAGUGUCUUGCCAAGUUGUAGCUGCAGUGCGGUGGAGCCCCACAGAGACCCGUCCGCAGCCUCACCAGACAGUCGUGUCAUUUCAAGGACAAUGGCUUUUCAUUUGCAUGCGAGUGAUGAAUAU